UAGUUGUAGUUCCUAAAACAGUGUCGCUUCCGUGUAGCCUACGUUAGGUGGAGGAAUCCGCUCAGCAAACACAAAUCACAUGUGAAAUUAUUGAUCGGGCAGGACAAACGACUUCUCCUGACGGCUCUUGAGCAUUUGACCCGUCGUCCUGGGCCGUGUGAAUUUAUGGAAACAUGUCAAAGAAACGCGGCAGGAAGCGUAGCAGUGGAGAGCUGAAUGAAAGCUCGGCGUCGACCUCGAGCCCGGACCCGGAUAACCUGUUGGGCCGCAGGAUCCAGCACACUUGGAGGGAAAAGGGCAACGUGACCAAAUGGAAAGGCACGGUCCUGGAGCGCCUCACCGUUAACAACUCCCUCUACAUGGUCAAAUACGACGGCUUUGACUGCGUUUACGGCAUCGAGCUCUUCAAAGACAACCGGGUGUCCAACUUGCAGGUUUUGGCAGAGAAAGUCGGUGAGCAUGUUGUAGUUCAUUUAUUUUUAUACUUGUCCCGAGCCCCCAUCAUGACCCACUGGUAUUACAUCACCUACGAGAAGGACCCAGUGCUGUACAUGUACCAGCUGUGGGACGACUACAAGGACGGAGAUCUCCGUGUCCUGCCGGAGUCAGAGAACAAACACCUGCUGCCGGCAGACAGGAAGCCAGGUGAGGAGCCAGAGAGCCUUGUGGGUAAACAGGUGGAGUACGUGACAGACAACGGCCUGAAGAGGACGGGGCUGGUCAUCUACCAGGUCCCGGGAACUCUGCUUUUUGAAAUGCUUUUAGACCUGUUUGGUGUUGUGGAUCUGCGACAGACUGGCGACCUGWCCAGGGUGACCCCGCCUCUCGCCCGCCACAUGCUGACUGCCUCUUCCCACCCCCGGAGUUUCUACUGGGUGCCAGGGGCUUUGGCGACGGGCACCGGUGCAGACAUCGGGGAACAGUUGGCAUACCAUCACACCAGGCUGUACGCCCAGCUAGUAAUGAAAACAAGCAGGGAGCACAUGGGUUGCCUAAGGUCCACGCUCUUGAGAAUGCGCAUGAUGUAA
Poecilia reticulata (guppy) is the source of this 1028-nucleotide messenger RNA. Lineage: Eukaryota; Metazoa; Chordata; Actinopteri; Cyprinodontiformes; Poeciliidae. The record is from RefSeq and is a predicted model, not a curated record.